GGAUGGUGGAGGUGGAGGAGAAGGAGAUGAAGCACACUGCUGCCUGGCUUCGCCUAGGGCGGGUGCCGUGUCGGAAAGCAGUGAAGCAGAGUGCUCGUGUGGCAGUGUGUGCAGGCAGAGCAGCCAUGGCAGCGUGCUAGGUAGCGCUUGGGGUUGGUUUUUCAUGUUGGAAUGCUGUUUGUAGGCUUACGUGCAUAAGAGCGUGAUGGAGGAGCUGAAGAGAAUAAUUGAUGACAGUGAAAUCACAAAAGAAGAUGAUGCUCUGUGGCCGCCUCCUGACAGAGUUGGUCGACAGGAGCUCGAAAUAGUAAUCGGUGAUGAGCACAUCUCCUUUACCACGUCAAAAAUAGGUUCACUCAUUGAUGUAAAUCAGUCCAAGGAUCCAGAAGGUUUGAGAGUGUUCUACUACCUGGUCCAGGACCUUAAGUGUCUAGUCUUCAGUCUUAUUGGACUACACUUCAAGAUUAAGCCAAUUUAAAUCAAACAAACUGAAGUUUGUACUGCAGUAUCGGGGGGCGGGGGGAGGGAGGAAUGCUGUUUCAAUUCCUUGCUAUUUCUGGCCUAAAGUUUUUAUGUAUGUUAGAAUGUUUUUGGUUUUGUUUUUUUU
Messenger RNA from Egretta garzetta (little egret), 607 nucleotides. It is a transcript of the gene MAGOH, whose product is annotated as mago homolog, exon junction complex subunit. The record is from RefSeq and is a predicted model, not a curated record. Gene Ontology annotation, cellular component: nucleus; catalytic step 2 spliceosome; exon-exon junction complex. Bases 206 to 478 code for a protein of 90 amino acids. The transcript is spliced from 3 exons. Gene Ontology annotation, biological process: RNA splicing. NCBI's taxonomy places the organism in Eukaryota, Metazoa, Chordata, Aves, Pelecaniformes, Ardeidae.